This is a messenger RNA of Phalaenopsis equestris, 494 nucleotides long. RefSeq lists its product as uncharacterized. The transcript has 2 exons. The coding region runs from base 80 to 343 and encodes 87 amino acids. The record is from RefSeq and is a predicted model, not a curated record. Lineage: Eukaryota; Viridiplantae; Streptophyta; Magnoliopsida; Asparagales; Orchidaceae.
GUAUUUUUAAUCCCUCCUUCCAUCAUCCGGUGGCGAUGUCUAUCCUCCCUUUUCUGACCGCUCGUUUGGAAUUAGGAGAAUGUGUCCCCUGAGGGUGAUACUGAUCUUCCUCUCGGCGACGCUCGCCGGCUUCUUCGUGCUGAAGGGGCUCAGAUCGCAUGCGGAUGAGGAGCCGGCCGAGGUCGCCGGCGGCGAAGAGCCCCUUUCGCUUUCCCGUUCCGGCAAGGUUCGAUCUGCGAUGAGUUUAGGGUUUUGGACUUGCGUCGAUAUGGCGAGCGGGCGAUAUCUGUGGAGGAAUCUGGUGUCUUCGGCGGCGACGGUGGAUUCAGGAAAGAAGAUCUGAUUGUUGUUUUUGUUGCUGUUUAUUCGGCUUUGAAUUUUAAUAAAUGUUUUCUUGCUCUGUUGAUUUGAAGUUUCAACUGUGAUUAGUUGAGUUUGAUGUGGAUUUGGGAAAAUUGGGACGUGAUUUGCGCUCUUUGAUAUUUUUUUUAUUU